CCGUAGCUUUAAGCUUACUUAAAUUUAAGAUCCGAUCUAAAAUACUCUAGUACUUAAGUAAAUUGACUCUAUUCAGAUACCUAAGCUACAUGUAGAUUCUAUUAAUUACAUGUAUUUAUUAGCUUUAUCAACCUCUUUCGAAAUAAAGAACUAAUUGUAAUCUCAACAAACCCUCAUGUGCUCUCGACAACAUUGGCAACAUUAAAUUAAUCGAGUCCUAUCCGAAACGGUUCUUAUAUUCCCGUUUUCAAAUUAGGAAUAUAGAGAUCCGUAAACACCAUGACUACCAACCGAAAUCCCGUGCCCGUUGAGUUAUGGCGACAUCCAAACCCCUCCUCAACUCAGCUAUACAAGUUCCUAGAGCAUGUGAGAUCUAAAUAUGAUGAUAAUAUCAAAGAUUAUCCAUCUUUAUAUAAAUGGUCUGUCGAAAACAUUGCCGACUUCUGGGGUGAAGUGUGGCAUUUCUGCGGCAUAAAGGCAUCUAAGCCAUACUCAUAUAUCUUACCGGAUAAUGCACCUAUGUUCCCUAGGCCCGACUUCUUCUCCGGAUCACUCCUGAACUUCGCAGAAAACCUCUUGUUUCCAGCCAACGUAGACAUUGCAGAGACCUCUAUUGCUGUUAUAACAACUACCGAAGCUGAAGGACACCUCGAGCCCACAACAUGGGCCGAAUUGCGGGAAGCAGUGCGGCGAUGCUCCAAUGCGUUGAGAGCUGCUGGCUUGAAACCCAAGGAUGUAGUUGCAGGUUUCGUAUCCAACCAUACCGGAGCUCUCGUGGCGAUGCUAUCCGCGGCCGCCAUCGGAGCGGUGUGGACAGGAAUGAGCCCGGAUACUGGCGUGAGUGCCGUUCUUGAUAGAUUAGUUCAGAUUGGACCUAAGGUCCUGUUUGCGGAUAACGGAACCGUGUACAACGGCAAGUCGUGGUCUAGCACGGGGAAGACGUCCCAAAUAGUCGACGAGCUCAAGUCAAAGGGCUUAGAACUCGUCGUUGUCAUAAACAAUAUCCAAGAUUUCGAUCUAGACUUAUCAACUCUAAACUCGAAGGGGCUUGCGGCAGAGGAAUACAAGAGCUUUUUGAAAAGUGGAAACGAAGGACCCUUGAGAUUCGAACAACUUCCGCCAUCACACCCCCUUUACGUCCUAUAUUCUAGCGGUACGACUGGCCUACCAAAAGCUAUAGUCCAUACCGCGUUAGGUACUCUUAUCCAGCAUAAAAAGGAGCACUACCUUCACUGUUCGAUGAAUUCAACUUCCAGGAUGCUUUAUUAUACGACUACCUCUUGGAUGAUGUGGCAUUGGAACAUAUCGGCACUUGCGUGCGGGACAACCUUGGUUCUAUACUCCGGCUCGCCUUUCAAGCCACAUGGACACCUUUCUCUACCCAGACUCCUGUCCUCGUUGAAGGUUACCCAUUUCGGUACCUCAGCUGCUUAUCUUACCACUUUGGAAACCCAUGGUAUCUAUCCUGUACGAUCGCAUGAUCUUUCCCACCUACAGGCAAUCUACUCGACGGCGUCACCUUUACCGCCGUCAACCUUCUCCUUUGUCUACGAGGCAUUCCCCGCUCACGUUAACUUGGCUUCCAUCACUGGCGGUACUGAUAUUAUAUCCCUUUUCGGCGCCCCAUGUCCGUUACUCCCUGUUUACGUAGGCGAGAUCCAAUGUGCAGGGCUUGGCAUGGCCAUUGGUGUGGUAGAUUCUAUCAGCGGCGCUCCAACACCCGGUGAGGACGGAGAGCUAGUAUGUACGAAACCAUUCCCCUGCCAGCCCCUAACAUUUUGGGGCCCCGACGGCGAAGCCAAAUAUCGUGGCAGUUAUUUCGAACGCUUCGAUAACAUAUGGCACCAUGGAGACUUCGUAAGAAUUGACGUCAAAACUGGUGGCUUGACCAUGUUGGGACGUAGUGAUGGUGUUCUCAAACCGGCCGGUGUACGAUUCGGUAGUGCAGAGAUUUAUAACGUAUUAACAAGGUUCUUCGGUAGCGAGAUUGAAGACGCGGUUUGUGUUGGCCGAAGGCGAGAGACGGACCGUGAUGAAACGGUUUGCUUAUUCGUCGUCAUGGCCGAAGGAAAUGAAUUCUCUCCUGAAUUGCAUGAGAAAAUCAAAAACAUGAUUCGGAAGGAAUUAAGUCCACGACACGUCCCCGGCGUGAUAGAGGAAUGCGGAGCAGGAAUUCCGAAGACCGGGAAUGGGAAAAAGAUCGAGGUCGCAGUCAAACAGAUUCUUUCAGGUAUCAAUAUCAAGACGAAUGCUAGCGUGGCAAACCCUGAGGCUCUGGCUUGGUUUAAGGAAUGGGCAACCCGGAAUGAUUAAAGUGGUGUAGAUAGAAAGCGACUAUACUCAACAGAAGCCAAUGGAUUAUGUUAUUUAGAAAAAAUAGAUGAAUGCGCACCUUAGAAGGCAUGAGGGCAUAGACAUGGCAGCUAACCUAGUAAAGGGGCAAGUAUACGUGCGUGCACAUUCACCACAUAAGCCCUAUUAACCUUGACUUCUCGUCAUCU
Hypoxylon trugodes is the source of this 2501-nucleotide messenger RNA. RefSeq names its product acetoacetate-CoA ligase. The coding region runs from base 280 to 2313 and encodes 677 amino acids. The record is from RefSeq and is a predicted model, not a curated record. Gene Ontology annotation, biological process: lipid metabolic process. Gene Ontology annotation, cellular component: cytosol. Gene Ontology annotation, molecular function: acetoacetate-CoA ligase activity. Lineage: Eukaryota; Fungi; Ascomycota; Sordariomycetes; Xylariales; Hypoxylaceae. The transcript has 4 exons.